AUGGCCGCAUGGGAAACUGAAAUGCCUGUCGGCUCCCUGAUGGUGAAAGGAUGUUUCUGCCACAGAAUCAUGUUUGACGUGGUGCAGCGAUCUCCGGCUGUCAUGUGCGUGGAUCUCAUGAUGUAUGGCUCGCAGGACAUCUUCGCACUGGCAUUGGAGCUGCUCUUUGCGCACUGCUGCCAAGGAUCUGAGCUCCUCAACCUCCUGGAGAAGGUGGAGUUGCUCACCACUGCCCAAGACAAGCUCUUCUCCUCCCUGAAGCACGACGUCUUCUCCCUGGGGCGCCUGAUCUACAGUAUUGAAAACUGGGGGGUUGACGAUGACUUCUCCACCAUCGACAAUGCAAAGCUGAAGCAGUUCAGUUCACUGUGCAAGCGGAUCCGCGGCCUUUGCAUCAACGGGGACCCGUCGAGUAGCCCCUUCGAGGUGCAGAAGAUGCUUCAUGAAACGGAGUUCUUCUCGCACAUGGACUACACUGUCAGGAUGAGCUUCUCUGACUUCCCGCAGAGCUCCGAAGUCCUGGUGAAGACAGUCAUCUCCCAGAUGUGCCACUGCGCAGUCAAGGCCGUGGCGAACAACAGCAAGAACCAGAUGCAAGCUUACCGGUCUGUGGAUGCGAUGAAGGCUUUGGUUGCCGAGCAGCCGGAAUCUGCACUGCUGCUGGCAGAGAUCUUCAAGGGCAACUUCACCAUCUGCCGGCGCGUGCCCGAAGAUCUCAUCGCGAAAUUCUCGGAGCUCAUCCUACGGGAGAGGAUGGCGGGCAGCUUUGUGUCCUGCUACAUCGACUUCUACAUGGCCAUCGUCUCCGCCGGCAACAAGCCCGUGGUGCGGAAUCAG
Messenger RNA from Symbiodinium natans, 837 nucleotides. The record is from the annotation of a GenBank genome assembly. NCBI's taxonomy places the organism in Eukaryota, Dinophyceae, Suessiales, Symbiodiniaceae.